Molecule: messenger RNA, 1209 nt
Organism: Aspergillus tanneri
Lineage: Eukaryota; Fungi; Ascomycota; Eurotiomycetes; Eurotiales; Aspergillaceae
Product: sphingosine N-acyltransferase lag1
Exons: 4
Coding region: 1-1209 (402 amino acids)
Biological process (GO): ceramide biosynthetic process
Cellular component (GO): membrane
Molecular function (GO): sphingosine N-acyltransferase activity
Source: RefSeq, a predicted model, not a curated record
AUGGCAAAAAGACCGGGGUCCGUCUCGCAACACAGGUAUUCAUUUCGCGAAUGGAUGCUAACCCACCAAAUCGGCCUCUCCCUAACACUCAUCGCCACGCUUCUCUCCAUCCACAGCCUAUAUCCCUCUCUACAACCGUAUACCGCCCCAUUCUUCCAACUGUCCUACUACAAUGCCGUACAGAACACCUACCGUCCCGGAGGGAAGGACAUCUCGCUGGUCGUCAGCGCCGCUCUCGUCCUAACCGCCGUGCGUGCCGUCGCCAUCGAAUGGAUCCUGCAACCUCUGGCUCGACGGGUCGGAUUGAAAACGAAAGCGGCUCUCCGAGUAGCGGAACAGGGAUGGGCAUGUAUUUAUUAUAUGAUAUUUUGGCCGUGUGGGAUGUACCUCUGGUCCUCCUCCAGCUACUGGGCCGACUACUCCACGUUAUGGACUGACUGGCCCGCACGAGAUAUGUCUGGCCGCAUGAAACUGUAUCUCCUCGUGCAGCUGGGUCUCUGGAUCCAGCAGAUCCUGGUGAUUCAUAUCGAACAGCGACGAAAAGAUCAUUACCAGAUGCUGAUCCAUCAUUUGAUCACCUGUGCCCUGUUGGGUUCUGCUUAUACAUAUGGGUUUUAUAACGUCUCGAAUGUGGUGCUUUGUUUGAUGGAUAUUAUUGAUUUACUUCUUCCGGCGGCAAAAGUCCUCAAAUACCUCCACUUCGAAAAAUCAUGCACCCUUGCGUUUGGAACCAUGUUACUCGUAUGGCUCGUCACCCGCCAUAUCUUCUUCCCGCAACUCUGCUGGUCCAUCUACAAGGACGUCCCCACGCACAUGCCGUAUGCGUGCUACUCCGGAGCCACGGGGGAGAUCCUCCUCGGGUAUCCGGAGGGAUAUCCCUCAUCUAGGGACACAUGGGCUACAUACCUGCUGUAUCUGUAUCCUUUUCAGGAUCUGGAUGGUCCCAUCUGCAUGAAUGCCAGUAUCAAGUGGGCAUUUAUUGCGUCAUUGGUUGCCUUGCAGGCGUUGUCGCUCGUGUGGUUUGGUAUGGUGGUUAGGGUUGCUAUGAGGGUUCUCCGGACUGGAGUCGCGGAGGAUACGCGCAGUGAUGAUGAGGAGAGUAGGAGCCAUGGUGCCGGGGCUACGGGAUUCGAUCCCAGUGUGGUACGACGUGUGCGCGAUCCUAAGGCGCUUCUGGGGAGGAUCGGCUGCGAGAAACCAACCUCUUAG